Messenger RNA from Carassius auratus (goldfish), 248 nucleotides. Its product is annotated as receptor activity-modifying protein 1-like. Gene Ontology annotation, molecular function: coreceptor activity. The record is from RefSeq and is a predicted model, not a curated record. The transcript has a single exon. Lineage: Eukaryota; Metazoa; Chordata; Actinopteri; Cypriniformes; Cyprinidae. The annotation marks the transcript as partial. Gene Ontology annotation, cellular component: membrane; cell surface; signaling receptor complex. Gene Ontology annotation, biological process: receptor internalization; regulation of G protein-coupled receptor signaling pathway; protein localization to plasma membrane.
AGGUCCUAUGGAGAACUGACCAACUGCACGUUCCUGGUGGCUCUGAAGAUGAACUGUUUCUGGCCCAACCGAAUGGUGGACGAAUUCUUCAUCCGGGUGCACAGGCACUACUUCCAUGACUGCUCAAUGUCUGGACGGCUGCUUCACGAUCCACCCAAUCGGAUCUUGGGGCCUUUUAUUGUGGUGCCCAUUCUGGUGACGCUACUCAUGACUGCCCUAGUGGUGUGGAGGAGUAAACGCAGCGGAGG